Cicer arietinum (chickpea) is the source of this 2135-nucleotide messenger RNA. Its product is annotated as regulator of nonsense transcripts UPF3. The record is from RefSeq and is a predicted model, not a curated record. Gene Ontology annotation, biological process: positive regulation of translation; nuclear-transcribed mRNA catabolic process, nonsense-mediated decay. Gene Ontology annotation, molecular function: mRNA binding. Lineage: Eukaryota; Viridiplantae; Streptophyta; Magnoliopsida; Fabales; Fabaceae. Gene Ontology annotation, cellular component: nucleolus; cytoplasm.
GAUGAAAAUUGGUGUAACAACUAAGAGACUCGUAAGGACCGAUCUGAAUUGAUGCAAAUAAAUAGAAGUUGGGUUCAGUCGGUACUAUAUAUAUAUAGUUGAGAAGAAGGAAUGAGAAAAUAAUUUGAAGUGAAAGUGAAAGUGAAAGAUGAAGGUGCGUUCGGAAAGGGGAAAAACGAAAGUAGUGAUUAGGCAUUUACCUCCUUCUCUCACUGAAUCUGAUCUCAUUCAACAAAUCCAUAACCGUUUCUCUUCCACCUACAACUACUUCUCUUUCCAUCUCGGCAACACAAGUCUCAAGAAUCAAAGGUAUUCCAGAGCAUAUAUAAACUUCAAUUCUCCUGAUGAUGUUUUCGACUUUGCUGACUUCUUCAAUGGACACGUUUUUGUUAACGAAAAAGGUGUCCAGCAUAAAGCAAUAGUUGAGUAUGCACCUUCUCAACGUGUUCCAAAGCCAAGUACCAAAAAGGAUGGUCGUGAAGGGACUAUAUAUAAAGAUCCAGACUAUCUCGAGUUCCUCAAACUCAUUGCAAAGCCUCAGGAACAUCUUCCUAGUGCAGAAAUACAAUUGGAAAGAAAGGAAGCUGAGCAAGCUGGGGCUAGCAAGGAAGCACCUAUUGUCACACCCCUGAUGGAAUAUGUUCGUCAGAGGCGUGCUGUUGACAGUGGUCCACAGGUUUCAUUGGCAGCAUCAAAAGUUGGCAGAAGAGCCAGAGCUGCUUUGCAAGGCAAGCUUGGCUUAGGUAAUACCAGACGAGGAUCUGAAAAGAAAAAGUAUGUUCAGAAGGAAAAUGUCAAGAAUGCUAAUCGGAAAGACUCGAAAGACAAAUUAGCCUUUAAUGUGGUCCCGAGGCGUGAGGAUCAGUCUGCUGAAUCCAGUACAAAAGGAAGUUAUGAAAUUGAAUCUUUGCAUGGCAUUGAAGGUUCCAUCUCUGGAGUACCACUGACUUCUGACUCAGGAAAGAAAAAAAUCCUCCUUCUGAAAGGAAAACAGCGGGAAAUCCCUAAAGCCACUGAAGGUAUGGUAAAGCAGCAAAAUGCACAAUCUGCAAAUUCGCCCAUUUCAACUACUUCAAAACAGAACCAAAGGCGUGAAGCCAGUGGAAGGUUGAUUAGGAGCAUACUUCUAAAUAGUGAAUCUCGUCAAAGUCAGCCUACAUCUGCUGCACAACAUAAGAUUCAAAUCUUAGCUUCUGAGAAUGGGAAGCGACCACCUCGUCCUUUUGGCUCAAGGUCCGGGUCAAGUGAUCAAAUCUCUAGUCAUGAUGGUGGGCAAGUUAAUUCUGAAGGGGAUUCUAAAAGGGCUUUGGAUGAAAAGUUCAUAAGAAGAGAUUUGCAUGGUUUGAGUAUUGUUGGUGAUAAAACAGAAAGACGUACUAGAAACAAGGACAGGCCUGAUCGUGGUGUUUGGGCACCUCUUCGCCGUUCUGAUUCUUCACCUUCUGGUAAUGAGCACUCAUCAUCCUCACUGGCAGAAUCUACACUGUCAAAUCCUGAAUCAGUUGAAGGAGAAGUAAAAGAAAAUGUUUAUUCAGGAAACAGGACUGGGGAAUUCUCAGCUUCUUCAGGUGGACGUAGUAGUUCCUCUGUUGAGAAUGGUUCUCAGAGAAAUUUUACUCGCCGUGGAGCUCCCUAUACAGUGAAGGAUGACUGUGCAGUCAGUUUGAGUGAAGGGAAACUAUCAAAGAAAGGUGUUGCUGGGCAUAGUACUCAUGAGAAACAAGUUUGGGUUCAGAAAUCAUCUUCAGGCUCUUAAAAUAUUUGUGAAAGAUGAUCCAGUUGUUGCCUGACGGAGCCUGCAGGAGCCUGCAGAAUAGAAGGAAUGCAAAAUUACAGACCUCCUUGACAUGAUAUUACUGAAAACAGACCGACAUUGUUAACCAUGUUAUGGGUUAGACCUGUGUAUGGUUCGUGUCUUGUUGAAUAUUUCGGUUUUGGGAUGUGUUUGUGUUUGGAACUUUAUUGUAUAGUCUUGGUACUUUGCCAUGGGAUAGUAUGCUGGAAAGACUGAAGCAUUCAGUCCAGUUUAGUGGACAUUUAGUUGACUACAGUGUUUGUAUGAAAUGCUUAUUUCUUAAUUUUGGUGUGCACAUGGUGUGCAUUUUUGUUAUAAAUUAAGGAUGUUUACAUGUCUA